Mirounga angustirostris (Northern elephant seal) is the source of this 10735-nucleotide messenger RNA. RefSeq names its product zinc finger protein 883-like. The record is from RefSeq and is a predicted model, not a curated record. Bases 307 to 2154 code for a protein of 615 amino acids. NCBI's taxonomy places the organism in Eukaryota, Metazoa, Chordata, Mammalia, Carnivora, Phocidae. The transcript is spliced from 6 exons. Gene Ontology annotation, molecular function: DNA-binding transcription factor activity, RNA polymerase II-specific; RNA polymerase II cis-regulatory region sequence-specific DNA binding. Gene Ontology annotation, biological process: regulation of transcription by RNA polymerase II.
GCGGACCCGCCCCCUCUUCCGCCCGGAAGUUUCGCUGCCUGCUCUUCUCCGUCAGCUGCUGCCACUGCCGCUGGUGCGUUGGUUUCUGUGUCCCUGAAGGUUGAUGCGAAGGUGGAAAGGGAGCCCUGCGACCCGCGGGGACUCGGCGGGGCGGGACCUGACGUGCAGCUAAUGUGUAAAGCACUUCAGACAAGAGAAUCCAGGAUCUGGGAGCAAGCCACAGCAGUCCUGUCAUGACCCUAGUCCAUUCACCUUCUCUCCCAGCUAUCUUUCCAGAGUCCUCUGAGUUUCCAAGAGCCGUGGAAGAUGAAUACAUCUCUGGAGUUGGUGUCAUUUGAGGACGUGGUUGUAAACUUCUCCUGGGAGGAGUGGCAGGACCUGGAUGAUGCUCAGCGGACCCUGUACAGGGUUGUGAUGCUGGAGACGUACAGUAGCCUGGUGUCAUUGGGGCACUGCAUUACCAAACCUGAGGUGAUUGUCAAGUUGGAGCAAGGAGCAGAGCCAUGGACUGUAGAGGAAGCCCCAACCCAGAGCCUCCCAGAUGUCCAGACUGCAGAUGACCUGAUUGAGACCCUCCAGGAGCAUCAGAGCAGACAUGUGUGGCAAGUUGGAUUUGCCAACAACAAAACAUCAACUAAGGAGAGAACCAGCUUGGGAAAACCAUUUAAUUUGAGUGCAAUCCACCUUUCAAACCUGAUUAUAAAUAAUGGAAACUGUUCAGGAAUGAAGCCAGAGGAGUUUAAUGUGUGUCAGAACAUGUUUCUCCCUGGUGAGCCUGAUGAGAUGUAUGCUGGAGAGAAGCCUGAGGACCAUAAUACAACUGGGAAACCCCUCAGGUAUGGCGAGCAUUGUAGUUUUCAUCAGAAGGAUCAAAUUUUGCAGCCACCUUUUGAAUUUGGUGGGCAAGGGAAGGGCUUCAACAAGGAGGCAACCUUCUUUACACAUAGCUGUGCUCACAUGGGAGAGCCUACCUAUACAUAUGACGAAUAUCAGAGAGCCUGUGACAAGUCAGCUCUCAUUGCCCAAGAGAGAACUCACAUAGGGGAGGAUCACUGUAGAUGUAAGGAAUGGGAGAACACCUUUUGUGCAAAACCAACACAGUCGUAUCUUCAUAGAGCUGAUUUCAAGGAGCAAUACCGUAAACUUAAUCAAAGUGGGGAUAAUUUCAGCAAGAAAUUACACCUCACUCCACUUUCAAGACCUCAGUUAGGAGAGAAAACUUUUGAAUGUGAUGUAUGUGGCAAAACUUUCUACAAAAAGUCUAAUCUCAAUAAACAUCAGAAAAUACACACAGGAGAGAAACCCUAUAAAUGCAGUGAGUGUGAGAAAACCUUCAUCAGUAAAACAGUUCUUACAAUACAUCGGAGAACUCAUACAGGGGAGAAACCCUAUGCAUGUAUCGAAUGUGAGAAAUCUUUCUGCCAUAAGUCACACCUAACUGUUCAUCAGAGAACCCACACAGGAGAAAAACCGUAUGAAUGUUAUGAAUGUGGGAAAUCCUUCUCUGUGAAAACCAAACUCACUGUACAUCUGAGAACACACACAGGAGAGAAACCCUAUGAAUGUAAUGAGUGUAGGAAAUCCUUUUACCAGAAGUCAGCCCUCACUGUACAUCAAAGGAUUCACAAUAGAGAGACACAUCAUGAAUGCAAUGAUUGUGGUAAAACCUUCCAUAAGAAGUCAAUUCUCAUUGCACAUCAGAGAACUCACACAGGAGAGAGACCUUAUGAAUGUAAAGAAUGUGGGAAAUCCUUUGGCCAUCGCCCAGCUCUUACCGUACAUCAGAGAACUCACACAAGAGACAAACCUUAUAAAUGUAAUGAAUGUGGGAAAUCUUUCUGUGUAAAGCCAAAGCUCACUGUGCAUUUGAGACUUCACACAGGUGAGAAACCCUAUGAAUGUAAGGAAUGUGGGAAGACUUUCUACCAGAAAUCAAAACUCACUGUACACCAGAGAACUCACACAGCUGACACAUCUUUGGGUUUCCAAGGAAAGAGCCUGGAGGGAGAUUGCAAGGCUGAGCAGCAAGGAUUUUCUUUCUUCUUCUUUGGCAGAUAUCCAUGUGGUUGUGAGCAGGGGUGGGGUAAGGUUCCAGUCCUGUUUCUCUGGUCCUGUUUCGCUGUGCAGAACUUUAACAUGGUGACUCAUAUUUGAAUGUACCUGAAAUGCUUCAAACACUUUACCACUAAGCAUAAAAGAAGUUACUUUCUAUUCCUAGAUUUAUUUUUUUUACGCAAAUAGGUGUUGGAUUUUGCCGAAGGCUUUAUUCAUCUGUUGAAGUAAUCAUAAAUCCCGUUUCUUUAUUGUGAACCAGCUGAAGCUACAAAAUUAUUUCUAAUCAUGGGCUUAGCUGAACUGCUUCCAUUGUCAUGCAGGGGAAUAUACCACUUUCCAGGAGAUACAGGAGUUAUUUUGAUAAGAUGUUACCAGUUCAUUUAUGUCACAGGUCUGAUUAACCCCAUCUCAGAAAACUGGGAGGUUGAUGCCUAGUGUGUCUAAUUUUGCAGGUCAUUAUUUUUCCGUUCUUCCACAGAAACAGUGCUCUCCAGACUGGGGGCCUGUUUGGACCUCUCUCCAUCCCACCAUGUUACUGUCUCCUACCCGGAUGUGGGAGCCUUUCAAGAGAAGGAAUCUCUUUCUUCUUCAGUUACUGUAUUUUGGCUUAGGAUCACAGACUCUGACUACCCUUGCUGCCCUUAACUGGGUGAAUGCAUUUAUGUGCUUUGAAACAUACUUCAAAAGCACACAAUAGUUUUAGGUGAACUGACUCCCAGGAUACUGAGGAAUUCUAACAUACUGUGUUGUAGUGACACGUGUCUCGGUUUUAUAUUUUGUGCCCACAAGAGCGCAAACUACACUUGGCCUCCAAUUAUGUUUCUUUUUCUCAGCUAAUUGGUGGGGACUGUGGGCAAGGGAUUGACUGGCUGAGAACCCCAGCACCUUGUUCCUCAUUUUGGGGAUUUCUGGGAUUCUGUAUAGUCCAGGCCUGAAUAAGGAAUUGAAACAAUCACAGCGUGGGUUUGCAGCAUGUGCAUCCUUCUGCCUGGAGACCCAGAACUGUGUGAUAAGUCCUAGAAAUGAGCAGAGCGGAGACUAUGAGGUUAGGGAAGCACUUACUGAGUGAGUCUCAGAGUCCUGCUGCAGGACUCUGGCUGAGGCCAAGAGGAAAUGUGGCCAAGGCUUUACCAAGUCUCGGGGAUCAGGGGUCUUGGGCCAGAUAAACCCUUCCACCCCUGCACAAACUCAGCUGAGGCAGUUGUACUGAAAUAGUGCUUUUAUUUCUUGAAGUUCUUGGAAUAUGCUGCAGGGCAGGGGGAAUCCUCCUUGGCUAGGAGGGCAAAGGGCCUUGCUUGGUGGGCAGCUCUGGGUCUUUCUCCUCGAUGACUCCUAGGAGCUUGGGACUGGCCUGUGGGAGGUCAGGGUCUGAGGAGGGAAGUCUCCAAGCAUCCCUAUGCCCACAGCUCACUGGAACUUGCCCCUUGCCACCCCACCAUUGCCAGCCUCUGCACUUUUGUCUUGGUGGUGCCCUGUGAGAACAGACCAUCCUCUGAGGACUGUGGUUCCCCUUCCUCACCUUCCUGUACCCUGCUCCUUCCAUGAGCUAUUCUCUGCUCCCUGCCACCUCAUUCCAGGACUCACAGGUUCUCCUGGGCCAGCCCCUUCUUCUUGUUUGCUUGGGGUUUGAGCAGGGAUCUGCAUCCCAAGCUUUUCCAGCUCCUCCUUAAGCCUGGACAGAAAAGGGUGGGGUAGGAGUGUGUGGCAGGGGAGGGGAGGGGAAGGGACAAGAGGGUGUGAAGAGACCAGGAGAUAAGCCAAAAGGGGACUGGAGAUGCCCUCAGCCACCUUCCCCUUGGGUACUGGGGGCAGGGCCUCCAUGCCCACCUCUGCCUCUUCUGCUGCAGCUGCUGGCACUUCUGCUGUAGCUGCUCAUGGUGAUGUGCAGCAGCCUCCAGGAGCUCCUGGGCCUUCCUGUUCUCCUCUUCAAACAGAUGCCUGAGGGUAGGGCCAUCAGCAGUGGUGGCUCCCUCCCUCCACCCCAUUCCCUGUCCCCGCCAUCCUUAUCUUACACUGCAGCUGCAGCCUCCUGGCUGCGCAGAAAGAGCCCCUCAGCAAUGGUCGAGCAGCCAUCAGCCCCAAAUUGGGAACAAAGGCGAUGCUUCACAUCCUCCAGCUUCGCCUCCACAAGCUUCUCUGCAGCAGGAAGGGACAGAUGAGCAGGGCAGGGCAGGACAGGACAGGGCAGGGCCUCCCCAUUCUCCAGGCCUCACCUUCCUUGAGCAGUUGCUCCUUGCUGCUGUCCAGGGUGCCAAUCUCCCGGGCCAUCUGCUCUGGCCUCUGAGUAGGUAGAGAGGAGGCCUGUCCAUGUGUCCCAGGCUCUCCCUUGCACCUCAGAGAAGCCUACCUGGAUCUGGUCUCUACUCAGCAUGCCUCACUUCCUACUACUCUGGGUCUCUGGGCGCACAAGGCAUGUGCCAGCUUCAGGGCCUUUGUACUGGCCAUUUUCUCUCCACAGGGAACUGUCUCACCCCAGAUACCUGUGAUGCUGCACUUGAGAGGCUCAUGAGGUGGUUCAUGAAUUUUGGAAGCUUUGAAAUCAGGUCUGAGGCAAGUAUUUAUUAUAGGGGAUCCUGAAAACAUUACAAAUCAGAACUGUUCCCUGGAGAAUCAGUCACCAGACCUGAACUGCAGCUCCUCUUCCCUUUGUGUGGUGUUCUCACUGAGCUCCUCCAUCCUAACAUUGAUUCUCUCUGCCCCUUUUAUUUGGCACCUGGGAUCCUUGGUUUCCCACUAUCUGCCCUGUGCUGUCAUGGCUGCAAACACAUCCACGGAUCUUCCUUAUGGAUAACCUCUCCUUGGUUCAUCGGGGUUCCUCCUGGCCACUGAAGGGCCAGGGGGGAGCAGCAGGGAUGGAUGGGCAGGACCAGCAGAAGAGGACGACACUGGGUGGCAGUGAGGGUGGUGUGUAGGGACUGAGCUGAGGGCCAUCUUGAUGUAUGACCACCAGGGCUGGCUCAGGAGCUGGGUGUGGCAGGUGAGAGGGAGGAGGCUUGCAGUGUGACCCUGAGCUUUGGGCCUGGGACUUCCAGGGAAGAUGUGGAAGGUGGGAGGAAUGGCUUUGAGUGACUCACAUGGAACUUCCAGAGGUCCUUGUGCUGGCCCAUCAGAUCCUCCAGCUGUUCCUCAAAAUCCAACCUGUGGACCAACCAUUCAAGAUGAGGGGCCAUGGGCUGAGACAUUCCUCCUCACCUUGGUCCAGGCCAGGGGUCUUCAUGCACAGACCUUGGGAGGCUUGCCCGUGUUCUUUGCUCUGCAGGAAGUACUUUCACCACCUUGACCCUUCAAGAUCAGCCCAGCCAGCUCCUCUUCUAACCCCCAUCUCCAGUAUUACCCGCACCCACAACCCAUCCCAGCACAUCGCCCCCACCCUGCCUGGUAUUGGACACUGGGCUUUACCUCAGUUGCCUCUGUUUGUUCUUCUCUUCCUCAAUCUGGGAGUUCAGGGCAGAAAUUCGCUCCUUGCACUCCUGCAGCAUGGUCUGCUUCCUGGGAAGAGGCAAAGGCAGCUGUCAGUCAUAUUCUCUGAAUGUCUCCCCAGGACAGGGCUGGGGUGGGGCUUCUGCCUUCUCUUGGGGUCUGUUCUGGCUUUGCAGAUCAAGGUCCUUCUCUAAUAACUUCAUGGGGGGGCAUGAGCAUGUGUACCCUGGAAAUACUGUUGUGAAAUCAGGAAGAUCAACAUGGACAGACACAGGUGCACAAGCACACACUAACAUAUCAAUCUCAUCCAAAUUUCCCACGUAGUUCUAAUGUUGGUGGGCUUGGGGACUCUGGUCACAAAAUGAGUUAAAUCAAGGUUCAGGAAGUGGAGAUGGAUUCACAAAUAUUGAGGUGGAUGGAAAGAUAGUAGAUGCAUGGAGAGAUACUGGGUGCCUUGAUGCCUAAAUGAAGGAACAGGAGAGUGAACAGAGACCAAGGAGCUGAUUUUAGGAAGAGUGACAGGCAUAAAAUAAAUAACAGCUGAAAGCAUUUGAUAUUCUAGCAAAUGAAUGAUUAUCCCAGUGAGUCAGAGUACCAUUAACAGUACUGCAUACUGUUGGGGCCAAGGUGGGAAGACAUGCAUCUGGCCUCUCCUUUUUUCAGAGGGAGACACUGUGACCUGUGGGUCCAGGACUGAUUUUCCCUCUUUCUCCUUUGACCACAAUGAAGGGGAAGGGCAGAGCAAGUCCCAGAUGGAAGCUCUUACCUCUGUGCCUCACUUUCCUUCUCCUGGCAGUGGAGCCUGAGGAUCCUUAGGGUUUCUGCAGGGAGAGGAGCCAAGGGCCCCGUGAGAACCCAUCAAAGCAUCAAGAUUGGGCAUUGAUAAUAGGGUCAGAUCACAUGUAGUCUUGUGGACACCUGAUAGGACUUUGUCAUUUACUGUAAGUGUGGUGGAAGCCACAGGAGGGAUGCAAGCUAAGUCAGGUUCCAAAGGGCUUCAGCUGCUAUGGAAAGAUUGGCCUCCGCAGGGUGACAAGGGCAAAAGUCUGGAGACAGAGUAGCUGCAGUUACCUUGCUUUUUGUUCAAGAUCUCUUUCAGGCGUACUUUCUCUCCACUCACUGGAAAACACAGGAACACAAUCAGGCCUCUGUGCAUCACUGCACCCUCAGGGAGUGCAUUUGCCCCUCAUGCACAGGCAGUUUGGGAUAGCUCUACCCCAAUCCCAGAUGUGGACCCCUUGAAUUGAGCCUCCUCCCCUCUUGAGCCCACACUCCCUGUAAGCAGCAAAGGGCCCUGGGGUUGAUACAGGGUGACUGUGAAGAUCCUGCAGGCGGCCAGUGUGUUUACAUGGAGGAGAGAGAAAAAACACAUGACAUGAAGAAACACAAGCAGUAAGGGGAAUGUGAUCAGGUGGGGACAGGGUGCUGUCUUUAGAUGGGAUGACUUGGGGGAGGUUUAUCUGAGAAGGGGACAUUCAAGGUAAGAGCUGAUGAGGAUGUGUGGCAAUAGGAACCUGUACUAUCUGGGGGAAGAACAGCCUAUCAAAAACCCUGAGGUAGAAGUAUGCUUGGAGAGCAUACUUCUUUGGGAACACUCCUACCCACAGAGUGGGAGAUUGGCAGGACCUGAUGUUGGAGAGGGGGUAGGAGCCCUUGGCCACAGCAAGAAUGCUAAGUGUCCAGAAUAUUGAGUUCAGGAAGGUAUGACACUGAAGACCUCUGGGUGACCCCCAGCUUGCUUACAUGAGUCCAUUUCCCUCUGCAGGGCCUCCCAAACAGUCCGGGCCUCUCCCAGCUCCUCACUGGCUUUCUUUUUUGCUGUGCCAAAAAGCAGAACAAUGUCAGUGCAGCCUCCAACUGCAUUAUUCCUUGCAAACAGUGACAUUUUUCAUUUGUCUUCCAGGAAAUCUGGGUUGGGGGACAGAUUUUAAAGCAAGAAACCAGGCUUCCAGAACACAAGCCUUUCUUGUUGGGCUCAGUUGAUAGCACCACCAGGUUCAUGGACACGUGACUAUAGCAGUUGCAUUUACAUGGACCCAUCCUUGGUUUUAAUGAUCUGCUGCUGCUGUCAUGAACUACUCAGUAAUCUUUUAACAAGGAGCCCUGCAAAUCAUGUAGCUGGUCCCAGAGCUCACCUUGCUGAACCUCAUUAAUCCGAUUAAUCAGGACUUCAACCCUGGGCUCUAGGCUUCCCGCUGCAGGAAGGAAAGGAAGUUGAGUGGAGAUGACAGGGCAGGUAGAGGGAGUUGGGGGCCCUACAGGGACUCUCAUUCUGGGUAGGGGAGACAAGGAAAAAAAAUAGAGAUACUGAGUCAGGCUGUAGUAAUUGUAGCAAGGAAUUAAAGAGUGAAGGAGUGGGGCAUGCUCUUCAGAUAUGGGAAGACCUCUUAAGGGCCCCAAAUCAUGGGGAGGGCAGUUCCUGGGUGGGGUGGUAGGUAGUCCGUGUAAAGGCCUGCCCUGAGGUGGGAAUGUGGCUGGAAGGAGGCUGGUAAGCAAGCAGAGAGCAGCAGAGCUAAGGUGGAGGGAAGGGAGGUGAAGGUAAAAACCUGGAUUUAACUGAAUACAGUUGGGGCCAAAUAGGUGGCUAGCAAGGGGGUUUUGGGAAAAUUUCUCGCCUUCCAUCCCCUCAUAAUUCAAUUUUGAAUCAUGGCGCUGUAUUUUUGCUUCAAAGAAUUAAGUUUUAAAAAAAGAGAGAGCAAAUGAGUUAAUUUCCCAAGGUUGUGAAUUGUGAGGCCUGGAACUGAAUCCACUUCUGCCUUAUCCCAAAGCUCAGGCUGUGCCUGUUACAGAGGAGACAUGAGACCUUUCUGCAACUUCUUCACCAUUUCCAGCAAGUCUUCAAUUUUCUGUGAGGAUUUGGCUUGCCCUGUGGAGACAAAACCAAACAUUUUAGAAUCCUGAGGGAGUGAGAAGCCUGAGGAAGGGUCCAACAACUUUGGUCUGGGACUGAGGGGGGCUCAGGUCUCCAGCCACAGUGGUGCCCCUUCUUGUCCUGAGGUGGAUGGAUACUGAAUGAGAGAUGAGUCAGGCCAUUUCACAGUCUACUUCUUCUAAGUUGUGAAAUGAUACCACAGAUUUCCCCUUAAUACAACUCAGGCCAAGGGGAGGGGUGAACUUUCACUGCCUGUAGUAUUCAAGAUUGGGUCAAAGCUCAUGAUGUAAUAGUGAAAGAAAAAAAAAGGAGGGGUAAAAAAAACUGGAAACAAGGAGUCAAAAAUCACUGUAACUGCAGAUAGCUAAUUAACUAGAAAGUUCUAGAGAGUCUUAUAAAAAAUCCCACAAAGAACAGAAGAAAACUAAUUUAAGACAUCUCAAUUUAAAAAAUGCAGUUAUUCUAUAUACACUUACUAUUCUGAAGCCUCCCAUUAAAAUAUUAACCUGUUUUUAACCAAUAUAGGCACUUACUUUUUAAAAAAUUUUUUUGUUAUGUUAAUCACCAUACAUUACAUCAUUAGUUUUAGAUGUAGUGUUCCAUGAUUCAUUGUGUGUGCAUAACACCCAGUGCUCCAUGCAGAACGUGCCCUCUUUAAUACCCAUCACCAGGCUAACCCAUCCUCCCGCCCCCUCCCCUCUAGAACCCUCAGUUUGUUUUUCAGAGUCCAUCGUCUCUCAUGGUUCGUCUCCCCCUCCGAUUUCCCCUUCAUUCUUCCCCUCCUGCUAUCUUCUUUUAUUUUUUUCUUAACAUAUAUUGCCUUAUUUGUUUCAGAGGUACAGAUCUGAGAUUCAACAGUCUUGCACAAUUCACAGCGCUCACCAGAGCACAUACCCUCCCCAGUGUCUAUCACCCAGUCACCCCAUCCCUCCCACCCCAACCCCCACUCCAGCAACCCUCAGUUUGUUUCCUGCAAUUAAGAAUUCCUCGUAUCAGUGAGGUCGUAUGAUACAUGUCUUUCUCUGUUUGACUUAUUUCACUCAGCAUAAUACCCUCCAGUUCCAUCCACGUCGUUGCAAAUGGCAAGAUCUCAUUCCUUUUGAUGGCUGCAUAAUAUUCCAUUGUAUAUACAUACCGCAUCUUCUUUAUCUACUCAUCUGUCAGUGAACAUCUUGGCUCUUUCCACAGUUUGGCUAUUGUGGACAUUGCUGCUAUAAACAUUGGGGUGCACGUACCCCUUCGGAUCCCUACAUUUGUAUCUUUGGGGUAAAUACUGCUGGAUCAUAUGGUAGUUCUAUUUUCAACUUUUUGAGGAACCUCCAUACUGUUUUCCAGAGUGGCUGCACCAGCUUGCAUUCCCACCAACAGUGUAGGAGGGUUCCCCUUUCUCCGCAUUCCUGCCAACAUCUGUCAUUUCCUGACUUGUUAAUUUUAGCCAUUCUGACUGGUGUGAGGUGGUAUCUCAUUGAGGUUUUUAUUUGGACUUCCCUGAUAUAGGCACUUAUUUUUAAUCCCUUAAUGAACUGGUAGAUCUAGGCAAUGGUACUAACAUCACAAUAAAGAUAACUGGACACUAUGAGCCAUUUGAGGUAAAAAUAUAAUAUAGGAUUCUUGCCAAAAAAAUCAGACUAGUAUCUUUUAAUCCUCUCAACCUAAAUACUAAUUCAGAGGAAAUACAGGGACACAGGACACAUGGGAAUGCAAUUACCAACAUCCAGAUUAGGAACUGGAUUCCUAAAGGAACUCAGUUCCUUUAACAGAUUUUGGGGAAAAAGGAAAAAGAAGAGUCUUGCAGACUAAAAGGGAUUAAAGAGAUCGAUAAAUCAAUCUAAAAAAUGGACAGUAUUUAGAUCUUGAUUCAAACAAAUGUACUUUAAAAAAUAUUGACACAAUCAGGAAAAUUGACUGGAUAUUUGAUGAAACUAAGGAAUUAUUGUAGUUGUUAUUCAGAUAUGACAAUACUAUUGUGGUUAGUUAUCUUUUAGAGAUAUGCAUGGAAAUAUGUAUGGAUGAUAUGCUAUGAUGCCUGUGAUCCUCAAAUGAAGUAGUGGAAUGGGUGGCAGGAGUGGGUGAGGAUAAAGAGGAAAAAAGGUUGGCCAAAAGCUGAUAAUUGGUAAAGUGGAAAGAUGGGCUCAUGGGGUAAUUAUAUUUUGUUCUCGCCUUUUGUAUAUGCUUAGAUCUUUCCAUAAUAUGUUUCAAUCAAUAUAAAGAAGGUAAAGAAUCAUUUCUAUAGAAGAGUGGAGAAAAGGAGAGAACAGUGAAGCAAAAAUUAUACAAAUGGUCACUAUUUGAAAAGCUGUACAAUCUCAGUCAUAAUUAAUGAGCUAAAAAUAACAUAUUGUACCUAUCUGAUUGGUAAAGAUUAAUAAAUCUGUCAAUGGUCAGUGA